CUACCAGUCGUCAGUGUGUGAUAAAACGCGACGGAUGAGAAAAACACAUACACGCGCCAAGAAAAAUAACAUCGUAUCAUCGUCGUUACAGUUAACCCCAUCAGCUCCAUCACAAUAAAUAAUAAUAGUAAUAAUAAUAAUAAUUAUAAUAGUGUAAUCAACGAGUCGGAUCAACAUUCGGUACAUUUGCUCGCGUUUCCGGUAACUCAUUUCGUGCGACGGUCAGUUUGUUUCCGGUACGUAAACAGUGUGUGCACACGGGUCGAGCGUCCACCCGUCGUCCGGCGAACCGUCGCUGUUGACAUGUGAUCUUCAAAAACGAAGAAAAAUAAGGAAAACCUGAGAAACAGAUAAGCCACAGGUUAUUGUUUUCAAAGUCGUCUGAACGGGACGCACAACACUCUAGGUCAUAGCCACCGCUGAAUCUUACUACACCAUGCACGAUCGACUGGGCAUCAUAGUCGCUGUCGCAUCAUGUUAUCUGGUUCAAAGUAGCUUUUGCGAUCGUGACCUAUUUCCUGAAGGCUUUCAACUCGGUUACAGAUGGAGAGCCAUAACGCAUGUGGGAACCGUGUUCCCUUCAGAGCACCUGACCAAAUACUCAUUGGACGCAUACUUUUCCGUUCAAACCUAUCAGAAUGUUACUACGUUUCAAAUCAAAGAGUUCAAGACAAGCGAGGCGCAACAAGAAUUCCCGUGGAUCACAUUGCCGUUUCGUUGCUCGUACAAAGACGGCGAAGUGCAAACGUUCGAGAGAGAAAGUGCCGACGUGCUGGGGUCGUUGAACAUAAAACGCGCACUCGUCGGAAUGCUCCAGCUGAAAUUGGGUUCCCCGUUACGGCCGUCGUUUGUUACAGAAGAGACCGGCGUUUAUGGAAGAUGCAAUGUCCAAUACUUGGUAACCAAAGAAAAUAACAGCACAAAUGUAAAGAAAAUAGUCAACUUUUCGGCUUGUAACAAUAAACUUGGACAACAGUGGAGUAACACGCCGGCAUUCACGUGCCCAUCGAACUAUCAAAAUGGAAGCAUGAGUCAUAGUGUUCGAACUUAUACUUUGGAUGAAACCAAUACAAUUCAAUACUUGAACGUUAUCGGCACAGUAGAAUUCCAACCAUUUCAAGCAUUAGCAGAAUCGCAUCAUAUAUUUGUUAAUCAAACGAUUGAGCUGGAAGAAAUGGUCCCUAUCACCGAUCCAAUCACGUUGGAAGCAAAAACAGAAGACUCGAUCGAAUACGAUUUUAAGCACUACGAAGACCCUACAUUAGGUUAUAAGUCGUCCAAUAAAUCCCAACUGUUGGCAGAAAUACACGAUAUACUUGGUCAACUAACAGAAAGCUUAAGCUGGGAACUCGGAACAACUGACCUAGACAAUCAAACGGAAUUUAGAGCUUUGGAACUCAUGUGGUGGUUGGACACUUCCGAUUGGACAACAUUAUACGAUACUAUAAAAAUCGGAACUAGUUACUCGCAAGAAACCAUACAACAUUUUUUUUGGGACUUAGUACCUCAAGUUGGAUCAGCUUCUUCCGUAGCGUUCAUCCGAGAACUGAUUAAGUCACAAAGAGUUACGAGUUUUUUGGCUACCGGGUUGUUGAUAACGUUUCCUUACCACGUUAGAUAUCCUGACGAAAAACUUCUUAAAGAAUCAGAAAUGUUACUGUACCUUGAUGAAGAUAAUACUAAAGCUGAAGUAAGAAAAGUAGCGAUUUUAAGUUUUGCUUCAUUGAUACAUAAAACGUGCAGUAAAGGAAUGUGCUCGGAAGACACACAAAACCAUUUCAUACGACUGUUCUUAGACAAAUUCAAAGAAUCUACGACGCACAACGAGCAAAUGUUGUACAUCGAAGCAUUUAGUAACAUGAAAAUUGAUAAUACCUUAGAAUUCUUGCAACCGAUUAUUACGGACCAUGACCGUAACAGACAUAUCAGGCUAGUGGCGAUUUGGGCGACAAAAUCUGCUACCACCGAUCAUCCCGAAAAGGUCUCCGAAGUAUUUUGGCCAAUAUUGAUGAACCGUUCUGAACCGGUCGAAAUCCGAACAUCCGCGUUAAACAUGCUCAUGAUGUCACAGCCGACUGUGUCACGGUUUUUGACGCUUUACUGGUUCAUGCAGGAGGAGCCCAGCCAACAGAUCUACAACUUUUACUACACGACGAUCAACUCGAUAGCCAAUUCCAAAUACCCGUGCUACAACAAGUACAGAAAAAUAGCCUCACAGAUCGUGAGGUUCGUGCAACACAAAUGGCACCAUUGGGCCACCGGCAACUAUCUAUUGGACUACGAGGAUCCGUUGCGAGGGUACGGGGGUAUCAUGCAGACCAUCCUGGUGGCCAAUCAGCGCACGGGACUGCCAUCCUUACUCCGGUUGACGGCCGAACAACAUUCGUUUGGCAUGUCCUCGGAAUUUGAGAUCCACGUGAAAGCCGAAGGGUUCGCAGACAGCUUAAAAAUAGAACUGAUCGGUGCGAUGGCCAAUUCGCCGGGCGAGCCGGUCGACAUUUCCAAGCUGCUGGAGUUACUAAAAAAAGCCAAGUUAGAAAUCCAGAACGACGAGGACCUUCAUCUUGAAACGAUAGUCAAAAUCAACGGGCAGACCAUUUACUGUCACCACUUGAAUAUGACUACGUUCAACAAUUACGCACUUGUGUUCAGGAAGCUGAGUUCGUUGUACUUCCAGUUUAGUUUGAACUACCAACGCCUCUCGUUCCCAUUGCGUUUCCAGCAGACACAGUUCACAGAUUUUGGCACUCCGAUUCUUCUUCAGUUUAGAACGGCUUCGUUGUUGUCGCUGCGCGGGAGUAUCAAACAGACGGAGAGUGGAAAAUCCAGGGACGCGGAAUUGGAUUUUCGGUAUUCCAUGAACACCGUGACCAGUCUGAAAACAUUCAACCCACUGAGUAAUACGUGGCGCGGUGCAGACCGUUUCCGUUGCAUCCACGCAAGAAUACCGUUUUCCACCGAGAUAAUAUAUCAUUACUCCAGGUCUUACGUGAAAGCGUCAGCUUACAGGUACAAAAAUUUCGUCGACGGUUCAAAACUGGGAGUGGUGUGGCACUCCGCAACUAAGCUGUUUCCUCUAGAAAACACUACGUCACCGACAAUUAAAACAGACGAAUUGCCGCUCACCGACGAUUGGGCUUUCGAGUCGAGAGAUUUGGGAGCGAAAAUUGCUACUACGGUUUUCGAUUGCCAAGACGAGGGCAAGUUUUCGAAUUCGCUAAUGAUCAUCAAAGAAGCAUUUCAAAUUAGUAACAAAAACUAUCAGUCAAUACCCGGCGGAGUUGCUCUUCUGGGUAUCUAUUCGCUGUCAAACUAUUUUACGUUCAUCCCACCAGAGGAUAGCUGCGGAUUGAUAUUGUCCAUAUCGCCAUUACAGGUCGUGCCCAGGUUCAUCCAGGAGGGUAACACCGUGCGCGUGACGAUGAACCAUUACGACCAGAUCCUCUGGGGACUGAUCGCGCAUUACGGCCGCAUCGCCGACGGCAACCAAGAGAUAUCGUUCAAGCUGAGCCACACGAACUUGGAGCGCAACAUCACCAUCACCAACGGCUACUGGCGCCUGUUGAGGUUCGAGGGUUCGUUCAUCCUGCCAUCCCGCAAGUCCGGCGCCCUGCACCCGCCGCCGCCGUUGCACGGCAAUGCCACGGUCUCCUGGGGGUACCAUGACUCGGCAACCACGAUGAUCAUGUCCAUCGAGCCGGCGAAUGCGAACGAGGCGUGGCCCGACCAGUGCAUCGUCGACUCGCCGACGUGCCUACAAACUGCCAGCGACAUAUCCACCAGUCAGAUCAUAUCGCUACAGUUCGUCAACUUACCGAGUUGGAUGAUAAUCACAAUGCAUUCAUUGUUUCCAAAUGUUGUAAUUGAUGAUGGCAAUAAGACCACAGUAAAAUUUACAUUCCCCACCAAACUUCCUUGGACUACAAGAGGAAUUUGCGCAGUAAAUUCCAAAACAGCAUUGACUUUGGACAACUCAACAAUGCACAAUUUCAAGUUAAAUCAAGACUGUUAUACAGUAGCUUUAGCAGACUGUUCACCGUUAGCACGCUUUGCGGUUGGUAUCAAAAUGAACACUAGUAAUUCCACUUUGAAUGUACGUGUAUCAAGUCAGAACAGUAUAAUAGACAUGAUUCAAGAUAAUUCAAACAUAAAAAUAUAUGUGAAUGGUACAGAGAUUGAAGUCACUUCUACUGGAGUACAAUAUCCACCAAAAAAUAAAGAUGAUUGGUUUCUUUAUAGAGCAAAAAAAUGGGACCAAGAAAUGACUGACCUUGAGAUUAUUUCCGGUAUAACUAUUCAACACUAUGGCCAUACAGUAGUUAUGCUGGUUGAAAGUAAAUUGCGAGGAUUUACAUGUGGUUUAUGUGGAAAUUUUAACAGUGAAAACAGUGAUGAAUUAAAUGUACCACCAAAAUGUAUAGAAUUGUAAAAAAGGACUUAUUAAAAAAAAAAUAUUAUAUUUAAAAAUAUGUAUAACUUUCAAGUAUAAAUAUAUAUACCAUUUGUAUA
Molecule: messenger RNA, 4509 nt
Organism: Sipha flava (yellow sugarcane aphid)
Lineage: Eukaryota; Metazoa; Arthropoda; Insecta; Hemiptera; Aphididae
Gene: cv-d
Exons: 20
Coding region: 437-4429 (1330 amino acids)
Biological process (GO): lipid transport
Molecular function (GO): lipid carrier activity
Source: RefSeq, a predicted model, not a curated record